UUUCAGGGAAGAAACAUUCUAAGCUUGUCAAAAGUUAUGGCGAUUCUGAGUGUGUUCGUUGUUUUUGGCUGUGUGCUAACGUUUGCAGUUACUAGAGCAAAUUCAGAUGAGUGCAGAGCCAUUCUAUUCAACUCAGUCACCAAAGACAAGUAUUUACUUAAUCACAUAAUCAAAACUGUGCCAGUUAAAAGUGAAGAAAGCUGUGAACUGAUUUGUUAUGAGGACCCUGACUGUGUGUCUUACAACUACGGACCAAUAUUAAGUGAGAUUCCUUUAUGUGAACUGAGUAAUAGCACUCAUUUACAAGUCACCAGCGUGAAUUUCGUGUCCAGAAAUGGCUACAGCUACCGAGGAAUUAAGAAUCCUUGUGAAAGCAGCCCAUGUCAGAAUAAUUCUACUUGUCAAGCUGGGUUUACUUCAAAAAGAUACCGUUGUAUCUGUCCACAAGGAUUCAAUGGAGAGAAUUGCGAACAAGCCGUUCUGCCUCAGAACUGUUCCCAAGCCCCAAAUACAACAGGAGUCUACAAAAUUUCUGGUUACGGGUCAGAACCAUUCCCAGUGUACUGCGACCAGACUAGUGACGGAGGAGGUUGGACGAUGAUAUUCAAAUAUAUUGGAGGACUAUCUUCUUCACCAACUGGUAAAGCGCUCUGGCGGUCAUCCGCUACAUCAUCAGAAAAUACUAUCGCUGCCUUAGAUACCACUACAACCUUCCAAGGAAACUAUAAAAACCGUCUCGUUCAAAGUUGGCAAACGCUUAAUCCUCAAGAGGUUCGUGUGGUGCUUUACAAGAAUGGAGCAGAAGUUAUAGCUCUGAAAUUCAAUGCCAGAGGGACAAGUAACAUGAACUGGUUUACACAAAAUAAUCUGAUUCAAUCACCAUGGACUGAUCUGAAGAGCGCAACAACUUUAAAACCCUUUCGUAUCAAUGGCUAUUACGGGGCACGCAACUUUGAAAUUUCAGCUCGCUACGCAGGAUGUCGCAACGAUGCUGGCUGGUUUGUUAUCGGGGGACCUCACUGUAACUGGGAGAGAUUUUACCCUGCACCGGCAAUACUGUACAGCAAGAAAACUCACAAAAUCACAUGGAAUAAUAACCGAGCUGACGUCGGAGGUGCUGAGGCGAUGAUUGUGUUUGUACGAUGA
Molecule: messenger RNA, 1146 nt
Organism: Pocillopora verrucosa
Lineage: Eukaryota; Metazoa; Cnidaria; Anthozoa; Scleractinia; Pocilloporidae
Source: RefSeq, a predicted model, not a curated record